AUGUCCGCCAACUACUGGGAGUCGACGCAGAAGCGAUAUUGGCUAUUUACCAAAGAUGAGCUCGCCCUGAUGCGACAGAAGCUGGAGGACGAGAACCCGGAGAUCGUGCGCAUGUUUCCUCUUCCGCAGCCAAGACACCUAGCCAUUUAUUUCAAUCAGCAGUUGCUCAGGCUGGGGAAGCGUCUCACCAUCCGCCAGCAGGCCAUGGCCACGGCGCAGGUCUACCUGAAGCGCUUCUACACUCGAGUCGAGAUCCGCCGCACGAACCCCUAUCUCGUCAUCACGACCGCGAUAUACCUGGCCUGCAAGAUGGAAGAGUCACCUCAGCAUAUCCGACUAAUCGUCACGGAGGCCAGACAGCUCUGGCAGGACUUCAUCGGGCUGGACACGUCCAAGAUUGGAGAGUGCGAGUUCUUCCUUAUCAGCGAAAUGAGCUCCCAGCUCAUCGUGUAUCAGCCCUACCGAAGCCUGCUGGCUCUGCGCAACGAGUUCGCCCUGGUGGACGAGGACGUGCAGCUCGCAAAGUCCAUCAUCAACGAUCACUACAUGACAGACUUGCCGUUUCUCUGCUCGCCUCACACCGUUGCGCUGGUAGCAAUCCUCUUGGCUCUGGUUCUGCGUCCCAAUUCCUCAGUUCCGGGACAGAACUCGUCCGGGGCCGCGGCUGCGGGCCUGGCUGCCGCACAGGCUGCGCUGAGCCAGGCGCACUCAGCUCGAUCAGGCCAAGGAGGCAUCCUCGCCGAAAUCCCGUCCACACCGGAAGUAAAAGAACGCCAUCAGGAAAACAGGAUAACUCGCGUUCAGCAUUUCGCGGCCUGGCUAGCCGAAAGUGACGUCGACAUUGCCGCCAUGGUGGACGCAACGCAAGAGAUAAUAUCAUUUUAUGAGUGUUACGAACAGUAUAACGACAAGUUUACUAGGGAGCAAAUCAACCGCUUUGUCAAGGCUCGGAAUCUCGAUAAGUAG
Molecule: messenger RNA, 966 nt
Organism: Trichoderma atroviride IMI 206040
Lineage: Eukaryota; Fungi; Ascomycota; Sordariomycetes; Hypocreales; Hypocreaceae
Biological process (GO): positive regulation of transcription by RNA polymerase II
Cellular component (GO): mediator complex; nucleus
Molecular function (GO): cyclin-dependent protein serine/threonine kinase regulator activity
Source: RefSeq, a predicted model, not a curated record